Molecule: messenger RNA, 3553 nt
Organism: Trachemys scripta elegans
Lineage: Eukaryota; Metazoa; Chordata; Testudines; Emydidae
Gene: TAOK3
Product: TAO kinase 3
Exons: 21
Coding region: 364-3060 (898 amino acids)
Biological process (GO): protein phosphorylation; execution phase of apoptosis
Molecular function (GO): ATP binding; protein kinase activity
Source: RefSeq, a predicted model, not a curated record
AGCGCCGAUGCGGCCGAGCGAUUGGCCGCGCCUGGCAGGAGCCGCACCUCGGGCAGCGGCAGCAGCGGGGUCCGUGGCAGGAAGCGGCGGGGACGGAGCGGGGCCCCGGGACGGACCCAGCCGCCGGACAGCGCCGAGCUACGGCGGCCUCACGGCCCCUGGGGCUAGGAAAACCGAGUGCACAGAACUUGGGGAGACAACAGGAGAACACGUAUAAAGAUGCUGCUGAAAUGUGUCUGAGCCAUAGAUUGUGGUUUGUGCCACAGUUAAACAGGUGCUGUGUUAUCUGCAAACUACUUUGUCAAUGAGGGAAGAAACUGAUUGGGAAUUUAAAGCGCGAACUAGGUCAUAAUACUGUUCAACAUGCCCAAAGGGGUGCCGAAGGACCCAGAGAUAGCUGACCUGUUCUACAAAGAUGAUCCUGAGGAAAUAUUUGUGGGUUUACAUGAAAUUGGACAUGGAAGUUUUGGAGCAGUUUACUUUGCCACACAUUCCCACAGUAAUGAAGUGGUGGCGGUCAAGAAAAUGUCCUACAGUGGGAAGCAAACAAACGAGAAAUGGCAGGAUAUCAUCAAGGAAGUCAAGUUCCUACGGCAGCUGAAGCACCCCAACACCAUAGAGUACAAGGGCUGUUACUUGAAAGAGCACACUGCCUGGUUGGUGAUGGAAUACUGCUUAGGGUCGGCUUCUGAUUUACUAGAAGUUCACAAGAAACCACUUCAGGAAGUGGAGAUUGCUGCCAUUACCCAUGGUGCCUUGCAGGGGCUGGCCUACCUGCAUUCUCAUGCUAAGAUUCAUAGGGAUAUUAAAGCUGGAAAUAUUCUCCUAACGGAACCGGGUCAGGUGAAACUAGCUGAUUUUGGGUCUGCGUCUAUAGUCUCUCCUGCCAACUCCUUUGUGGGGACCCCUUACUGGAUGGCCCCAGAGGUGAUCUUGGCUAUGGACGAAGGACAGUACGAUGGGAAGGUGGACAUUUGGUCUCUUGGGAUCACGUGCAUUGAGUUAGCCGAACGGAAGCCUCCCCUUUUCAACAUGAAUGCAAUGAGUGCCUUAUAUCACAUAGCCCAGAAUGACUCCCCUACGUUACAGUCAAAUGAAUGGACGGACUCCUUUAGGGGAUUUGUUGAUUACUGCUUGCAGAAAAUACCUCAGGAAAGGCCAUCGUCAGCAGACCUGUUGCGGCAUGACUUUGUUCGCCGAGACCGGCCGCCCCGGGUCCUAAUUGACCUAAUACAAAGGACGAAAGAUGCUGUACGCGAGCUGGAUAACCUUCAGUACCGGAAAAUGAAGAAAAUCCUUUUCCAGGAGACGCGGAACGGGCCGCUGACGGAGUCUCUGGAGGAGGAGGAGGACAGUGAGCAUGGAUCAAACCUGAAUCGGAAGAUGGACAGUCUGGGCAGCAACCAUUCCAUCCCGAGCAUGUCUGUGAGCACGGGCAGUCAGAGCAGCAGUGUGAACAGCAUGCAGGAGGUCAUGGAUGAGAGCAGCCCUGAACUGGUCAUGAUGCAUAACGACGAGAGCACAAUUAAUUCCACGUCCUCUGUGGUGCACAAGAAGGAUCAUGUAUUUAUAAGGGAUGAGGUGGGCCACAGGGAGCACAGGCCUGAGCUGCGGCCUACCCAGUCAGUCCAGAAUCAGGCCCUCCACUACCGGAACCGAGAGCGCUUUGCCACAAUCAAAUCAGCAUCUUUGGUUACAAGACAGAUCCAUGAGCAUGAGCAGGAGAACGAGUUGCGGGAACAGAUGUCAGGUUAUAAGCGGAUGCGGCGCCAGCACCAGAAGCAGCUGAUCGCCCUGGAGAACAAGUUGAAGGCCGAGAUGGACGAGCACCGCCUCAAGCUGCAGAAGGAGGUGGAGACCCAUGCCAACAACUCGUCCAUUGAGCUGGAGAAGCUGGCCAAGAAGCAAGUGGCUAUCAUGGAGAAGGAGGCAAAGGUGACUGCAGCGGAUGAGAAGAAAUUCCAGCAACAAAUUUUGGCUCAGCAGAAGAAAGACCUGGCGACCUUUUUAGAAAGUCAGAAGAAGCAGUACAAGCUUUGCAAGGAAAAGAUUAAAGAGGAGAUGAAUGAGGACCACAGCACACCGAAAAAAGAGAAGCAAGAGCGAAUCUCCAAACACAAAGAGAAUCUGCAGCACACGCAGGCCGAAGAGGAGGCCCAUCUACUCAGCCAGCAGAGGCUCUUCUACGACAAAAACUGCCGCUUCUUCAGGCGAAAAACCAUGGUUAAGAGGCACGAGAUGGAGCAGCAGAACAUUCGGGAGGAAUUAAACAAAAAGCGGACCCAGAAAGAAAUGGAGCACGCCAUGCUGAUCCGGCACGAUGAGUCCACGCGCGAGCUGGAGUACAGGCAGCUGCAUACGCUGCAAAAGCUGCGGAUGGACCUCAUCCGUCUGCAGCACCAGACUGAGCUCGAGAACCAGCUGGAGUACAACAAGCGGCGGGAGAGGGAGCUGCACAGGAAACACUUCAUGGAACUCCGGCAGCAGCCAAAAAAUCUGAAGGCCAUGGAAAUGCAGAUCAAGAAGCAGUUCCAGGACACGUGCAAAGUGCAGACGAAGCAGUAUAAGGCGCUCAAGAAUCACCAGCUGGAAGUUACUCCAAAGAGCGAGCACAAAACGAUCCUGAAGAGUCUGAAAGACGAGCAGACGAGGAAGCUCGCCAUCCUGGCAGAGCAGUACGAGCAGAGCAUCAACGAGAUGAUGGCUUCACAAGCCCUACGGCUGGAUGAGGCUCAAGAAGCAGAAUGCCAAGCCCUGAGGCUGCAGCUCCAGCAGGAGAUGGAGCUGCUGAACGCAUACCAGAGCAAAAUCAAGAUGCAGACGGAAGCACAGCAUGAACGAGAGCUCCAGAAGCUGGAGCAGAGGGUGUCUCUGCGCAGGGCCCAUCUCGAACAAAAGAUUGAAGAGGAGCUGGCUGCCCUCCAGAAGGAACGCAGCGAGAGGAUAAAGUUUCUGUUGGAAAGGCAAGAGCGAGAGAUUGAAACGUUUGACAUGGAAAGUCUGCGACUGGGCUUUGGGAAUUCGGUCACAUUAGAUUAUCCCAAGGAGGACUAUAGAUGAGAUUAAAUUUCUUUUGCCAUUUUCAAAAAAGCAAACAAAAAAAAUUAUGAAAAACCAACAUUCCCCAUGUUAACGGGCGUGCUCUCUCUCUUUCUGUCUCUUACUGACGUUGUGUCGGACUAGUGCCUGUACGUUCUUACUUUGUCAGGGCCCCUUCCCCUGCGUCAAGUGCCAGUGCUGGACAGCUCCUGGCCGUCUCUUUUCAUAGUACGUCACAGUAUUGGUGUCUCAGUGCAAUGAUGACAAAUGUUUCAGUGAAAGCUUUGGAGACGAUUUUAACGAAUCAAACAAAAGUGGAUGUCUGUUGCUUUUGAGCAAUCACUCAUUUUACCACCAAUCAAUGAAAGUACAAGCAAAAAAAAAACCCCAACCCUAUAUAUGAAAACCCAGGGGGAGAGAGACGAAAUCCGCAGCCUUACCUUAACUAGCUGCUGCAUAAUUUUAUUUUAUUUUAAUUUUUUUUUUUUUUUUGGUAUUUAUUCAUCAGGAAUAA